Messenger RNA from Acaulospora colombiana, 183 nucleotides. NCBI's taxonomy places the organism in Eukaryota, Fungi, Glomeromycota, Glomeromycetes, Diversisporales, Acaulosporaceae. The record is from the annotation of a GenBank genome assembly.
AUGCGCCCGCAUCUUGUAGAAGACCGAGGAGGAAUCUUAUGGCGUAAUGCCUCUCUGGAAGAAAAAGAGGUCUACGAGAGACUUGCGGAUCAAGUGAAUGAGAUUCACGUCCAAAGACACACCGUUUUGUAUCGACAGCAGCAGCAAGCCCUCCUCUCUGCUUCUUCUUUAUCUCACACGAAC